Molecule: messenger RNA, 3571 nt
Organism: Darwinula stevensoni
Lineage: Eukaryota; Metazoa; Arthropoda; Ostracoda; Podocopida; Darwinulidae
Source: the annotation of a GenBank genome assembly
AACUUCAAAUCAUAGGCCUAAUGACAUGGGCCUUGAGAGGUGUAGGCUGUUGGGAAAUCUGUAAGGAUUGUGUGAAUUCUCCUGAAGAAUGUCUUCAUUACCAGUGAAUGAGUUAUCUUGACUGGUGUGUUCAUAAUUGAAGCCCAUUGUUGCAUUCCAAGAGACAUGAAUAAGCCAGUGAAGCGAGUUCGAAAGACUCGCCUCUCUCCUACAGCUGCCAAUGAGACCUCAGGUGAAACACCAGGAAAGAGACAAUGUUUACAGCCUGAAGAAUCCAGAUGUGGCAUCAUUGAGAAGGUGUAUCUCGAGAAUUUCAUGUGUCACAAAAAGCUGUUGGUGCACUUUGGUCCAAAUAUCAAUUUUGUAAUGGGCCGCAAUGGAAGUGGGAAAUCAGCUAUCCUGACUGCUGUUGUUGUUGGCCUGGGAGGCUCAGCUAGAGCUACUGACAGAGGAAAUACCCUGCAGAAUUUGAUCAAGAAAGGUGAGACUUCUGCUCAGGUCCAUAUCACACUGAAUAACAGGGGCCCUGCCUCAUGGAAACGUCAUGAUUAUGGGGAUUUGAUCACCAUUGUUCGCAUCCUGAAGGCUUCUUCUGGAGGGUACAAGAUCAAAAAUGCUGUUGGGCAUGUGGUUUCACAGAAGCGAGAGGAGGUCAUGAAGAUAGUGAACCAUUUCUGCAUUGAUGUAGAGAAUCCCAUUUCCAUUUUGAACCAAGAGGUGUCAAAAAAUUUCCUGAAUGCCACAGACCCCAGAGACAAGUAUAGGUUCUUUCUCAAAGCAACCCUCUUGGAAAAGAUUCAGGCAAACCUGAAUGAUUCCCAUCAGCUGAUGAAGCAAGCUGAAGAGAUAUUAAAACAGAAGGAGUGCUUAUUGCCAGGGUUGGAGAGGAAAGCAGAGCUCUGGAAGAUUAAGCUGCGUGCUAUUGAGUCUUGGGAGGCAAUGAAAGAAAAGUUGGUGCAUUUGGAAUAUGAAAAACUCUGGGCUGAGAUUGAAGCUAUGGAGUCCUCUUUUCAAGAAGAGGAGGCAUCCCUGGAGAAGCACAAGAAAGUCAAGGAACAGGCACUAAAGAAGCUCCAGACUCAAACUCAAUUGGUUGAUAGUUAUGAGAACCAGAAACAAUCACUGCAGGAAAAGCUGAGGGAGUAUGAAGCCAAAAUACAAGAUCUCCAACCAAAGCAAAGAGAAGCAGAGAAUGAUGUGCAAACACUGUCAAGAGAAAUCCAGAAGCUCAUGGCUGAUCAUCGUACUGUGAUGGAGAGAGUGGAGGAACAGCAGAAGGAUUUGGACAGACUUUCACGGGAGGAAGAGCGACUCCAAUGCGGCGAGGAAGAGGCAUUAAAGGAAAAGGAGAGACAGAAAGUGAAGCUGGCUCAGCUAAAGCAAAAUGGUGAUGCUCUGCAGGCACAGAUUGAUACAACAUGUCAUCACAAAGAGCAGUUGAGCAUGGCUGCACAUAAGCUCUCAGAAAAGGCUCAUGAUCUUCUACAACAGGAACAUGACCUUCAGCGGAAAAUUGAUGAUCAAAAGAGAGCAAUCCGGAGCCUUGAAGCCAAAGAAAGUGGUGAGCUGAGUCUCUAUGGACAGUGGAUGCCUGAGUUGGUGAGAUGCAUUGAAGAGGCUGAUCAAAAAGGGAAAUUCACUUGCAAGCCUGUUGGCCCAAUUGGAGCAUAUGUGAAGGUGAAGGAAGAUAGGUUCUUGCCUCUGGUAGAGAGCAUUUUAGGAAGGGCAUUGAGAGGUUUUUGCAUCAACCAUGAGAAAGAUAUCAAUGUGUUGAAGGCAAUCAUGGACCGAGUGGUACCUAAAAAUGUUUGCCGUCCCACCAUCUCUGUUACUGGAUUCCAGGACCAGUUCUAUGAUGUAUCAAAGAUGCGUGUCAUGGACACCCGUCAUCCAACUCUUCUGGAUGUGUUGGAAAUUACAAAUCCUGUUGCUGGAAAUUACAUCAUUGACCUAUUGCGACCAGAGAACACCCUCAUUGUUCCCAAUGGAGAAGCAGCACGUGCACUCACUAGUCAUCGGACUGCUGUUCCAAAAAAUCUGGAACGAGUCUUCACUUUGGAUGGCAAUCUGUUUUUCCCAGAUCCAGCUUAUCGUUCUUACAGUCACAACAUCCCUCGGCCAGAGAUCCUUUCUGUGGACAUCAAGGAAGCUGUUCGGUACAAGAGGGAAGAGUUACGUGAACUGGAGGGGCGUCGACAGGUUUUGAGGAGAGACCUGGAUGCUUCUCAGAUGGAAGUGCAGGCACAGAAUCGAGAAGUAUCCGCCACUGAACUCCAAUUGAGAAACUUACGCAGGGAACUUGGGAGGAUUCAGAUGGAGAUAUCUAAUGUAGAUAUGCAGCCCCACAGAAGCCAAUCAUGCAGCCUCACUGCCAUUCAAGAGGAAAUUGAUGGAACAAAGGCUAAGUUGAAUGAGCUGAGACAGCGACAAGAAGUGUCCCAAAAGACAUUGAUGGAGAAAAAAGGAGAGCUGGCAAGGGUCCGUUGUGUGUUGUCAGAGUUUAAAAUCGAAUUGAAGGACCUGCAGGAAACCCAUAUGGCUCCCAUCAAGGCUGAGAUGGAUGCCUUAGAAGAGCGUAUGAAUCAAUCAGAUGAUGGCUUGAAGCACUGGAAAAGUCAGCUCCAAAGAGCAGAGAAAGCUGUUCAAGAUGCCGAGAAAGAACUGAAGGAGUAUAGAACCCGCAUUGAUGCACAAAUUAAAGAGACAUCUAAGACUGUAUCUCGCAUCAGAACUAGAAGAACAGUGGCAGCCAUUGAGAAUGAGAUGGUGGGAGUGGAACGACAGCUGAAGGCUUCUCAGGAAACCAUGGAACCAGAAGAUGUGGUGCGAACACAAUGCACAGAGAUUUCCAAGCGAUUCCAACAGUUCAGAUCCUCCUUAUCCCGUUGUCGACUCCUCAUCACAAGGCUGAGUGAUAUGCUGAAGAUGAGAAGAGAAGUUUUCAGCCAAUGCAAGCUUCUCAUGGGGUCCAAGCUCAAUACACAUUUUGCAUACUUUCUGCAAUUUCGUCACCAAUAUGAGGGGACUGUGGAGUUUGAUCAUGAGAAAGGCCUGGUGCUGAUUCGAGCCACGACAGCAGAAACCGAGAAGAUGUACAAGGAGAGCCGCAGUAGUCAGCCUCUGAAACGGGAAGUUGGGAGUCUGUCUGGUGGUGAACGGUCUUUCUUCACCACUUGUUUUCUAAUGGCAUCCUGGCUCUGCAUUGAUUCUCCAUUCCGUAUGCUUGAUGAAUUUGAUGUCUUCAUGGACAUGGUUAACCGACGUGUGGUCAUCCAGCUGCUCCUCAAUCUGGCUCAGAAGUACCGAGACAAGCAAUAUGUUUUCCUCACUCCUCUUGACCUGUCAAUUGUGGGGGAGAACCCUCUUAUCACCAUCCAUCAAUUGGCAGCUCCAAAACGAAAAAGGGAAGAUAGAGAUGAUGAAGAUGAUGGCAUGGCUAAUGGAAGCCAUGUAUGAGGCACAGAGAGAGACCAUUGGACAUUUCAUAUCAUUUUUAUUGGGUUUAACUAAUGUUCUCCCUUGGAGAAAGAGCAUGUUAUAGCCCAGAAUGUUAUAGCCUAGAAUAAAGGAG